This is a messenger RNA of Colletotrichum navitas, 993 nucleotides long. RefSeq names its product 2-nitropropane dioxygenase. Bases 1 to 993 code for a protein of 330 amino acids. The transcript is spliced from 3 exons. Gene Ontology annotation, molecular function: nitronate monooxygenase activity. NCBI's taxonomy places the organism in Eukaryota, Fungi, Ascomycota, Sordariomycetes, Glomerellales, Glomerellaceae. The record is from RefSeq and is a predicted model, not a curated record.
AUGCCUUUCGAGACUGAGCUGACCCGACGGUUGGGUAUCAAAGUGCCCAUCGUCCAGGGCGGUAUGCAGCACGUCGGGACGGCCGACCUCGCCUCGGCCGUCUCCAACACGGGCGCCCUCGGCAUCAUCACCGCGCUCAUCUUCCCGACCCCCGAGGAGCUGCGCAAGGAGAUCCAGCGCUGCAAGACGCUGACGACUAGCCCCUUCGCCGUCAACAUCACUCUCCUCCCGGCCCUCGUGCCCCCGGACUACGCCGCCUACGCCCAGGUCGUCAUCGACGAAGGCAUCCGCAUCGUCGAGACGGCCGGCAACUCCCCCGGCCCCGUCAUCAAGCAGCUCAAGGCCGCCGGCAUCACCAUCCUGCACAAGUGCACGACGAUCCGGCACGCGCAGAGCGCCAUCAAGCUCGGCGUCGAUUUUUUGAGCAUCGACGGCUUCGAGUGCGCCGGCCACGUCGGCGAGUCGGACAUUACAAACUUCAUCCUGCUGUCGCGCGCGCGGCAGUCGCUCCAGGUGCCCUUCAUCGCCAGCGGCGGGUUCGCCGACGGCGAGGGCCUCGCGGCGGCGCUGUGCCUCGGCGCGUGCGGCGUCAACAUGGGCACGCGCUUCAUGUGCACGCUCGAGGCACCGAUCCACCAAAAGAUCAAGGAGGAGAUCGUCAAGGCGCAGGAGACGGACACGACGCUGCUGAUGCGGCGGUGGAGGAACACGACGCGGCUGUACAAGAACAAGGUCGCGGAUGAGGCCGUCAAGGUCGAGCAGGAGAGCAAGACGGGCGAGUUCUCUGACAUCGCGCCGCUCGUGAGCGGCAAGCGGGGCAAGGAGGUGUUCAUCACGGGCGACCCCGACUACGGCGUCUGGACGGCCGGGCAGGUCAUCGGCUUGAUUCACGACAUCCCCUCGGUCAAGGACUUGGUUCCCAGGAUAGAGAAGGAGGCCGAGGCCGCGCUGAGAGAGAGGCUGUCGCUCAUCAAGCCGGCAUCCAAGUUGUAG